Blepharisma stoltei is the source of this 927-nucleotide messenger RNA. NCBI's taxonomy places the organism in Eukaryota, Ciliophora, Heterotrichea, Heterotrichida, Blepharismidae. The record is from the annotation of a GenBank genome assembly.
AUGGGAGAUAUUCCUGGCUACUCAAAAAUCGAGGAAAACCAAAAAAAAUGCUUAAAGCAAGGAUUCUCUAAUAAUUUGAUAUUCCAAUUCGAUCAAAAUAUAGGCUUUAAAACGCGUUUUGACACAAAAGCUUUUCUACAAGGUUCUGUAAAAGGUUCUGUAAUAUGUUCUAAGAAUGAUGAUGGCCAAGUAUUUUUUUUAGGGAUUCAGGAUCUUAAUGCAGCUUAUAAAUCAUGAUUUAUUCAACACAAAUAUUUCACAAAUUUAAAUUCAUCAACGAAACUUGAUUAUCAUUAUAAUCCAUAUAAAAUUUCAUUUAAAACCAAUAAAGAAAAUCAUGAAAGGAAUUACUCUGCGUCAAUUAAAUAUAAAAGUUCAGAAAUAAACAGCCAACUGACUGUUUUAAGUACCAAGCUAAUGGAUUUUUGGGCAGUAAAGCCAAUAGGAAUUUAUGGACUUGGAUUUAGGAUUGGCUAUAACUAUGGGUUAAAGCAGCUUGAAAACAAAAGUAUCGCUGUAUGAUGGUCUGAUAAAAAGAGUAAUGCCGCUUUAAAAUAUUUAAACCAAACAAAAAAUUCAUUAUUAAAAGAAGGGAUUGCUGCAUAUAUAUCACAUAAAAUAAAUCAAUCGCUUACAUGUGCAGCAUCUCUAAAAUUAUUACAUAACCACUCAGCCGAUAUAAAAUUUGUUCUUCAAUAUGAUGCUGGCAAAAAUAAGAUUAUUAAAGUAAGAGUAGGAGGUAACGGAGUAUUUGGCCUCAAUAUAUCUCAAAAAUUGAAUGAUUUUUUGGAAAUUUCUGUAUGUCAUCAAUUUAGUAUUAAAGCCAUUUCAAAUGGCUUGGAACCAAUAUCAAAUUUAGGAAUCAAACUUGAAAUUACCAGCAAAUAUAUAGAUAAAGUUCAACCAUGCUUUGCGCCGAAUCUAUAA